Molecule: messenger RNA, 2320 nt
Organism: Quercus robur (English oak)
Lineage: Eukaryota; Viridiplantae; Streptophyta; Magnoliopsida; Fagales; Fagaceae
Exons: 2
Coding region: 192-2096 (634 amino acids)
Source: RefSeq, a predicted model, not a curated record
ACUAUCAGUUUUUUGUUACUUCUAUUCAAAAUCCAUGAAGUCCUUUCAAAAUUUCUUGUCUCCAUUAUAACAUUUUUUUUCAUUGUAGCUCUUCUAGUAGGCUCUUAACGACAACUAAUUCAGUGUAGCUGGGGCAGGGACUAAACUAUAUAUUCAGAGUUUCUAUUAUUUGUCAAAAGGAUCGAGAGAUCAUGACACUGGGCGAAGAUGAUCUUUUUAGCUGGUUGGACUUAUGGGGUGACUGGAACAUCGAAAUGGUAAUACUAGUGAGCCUUGCCUUGCAAAUCUUCCUCACUCUCUUCGGCAGCCGCAGAAAAUACAUUACUGGCUUUUGGAUAAGAUUCACACUAUGGUCAUCUUACUUGAUGUCCAAUAUAAUUGCAAAGGUUGUCAUAGGCAAGCUCACUGGCUUAGAUACUAAGGGCCUUCCUCACCGUGAACUGAAAGGGUUAUUGGCACCACUUCUCUUUGUGCAAAUUGGAAACCCAGAUAGCAUAACUGCUUACUCAAUAGAAGAUAAUCGUUUGGGAUUGAGGCAAUUACUUAGCCUACUCUUCCAAGUUGGUGUGGUAAUUUGGAUCCUUGUUCGCUUCUGGAAUAGUUCCUCUCAUUUCUCAUUUCUUUUCGUGCCAAUGUUUGUGGCCGGCGUAAUUAAGUAUGGAGAGACAGUAUGGGCUCUAAAGACAGCACUCACUGGUGAAUCUGGCAUAACCAUUUCAGAAAUUGAUCAAGAAGAAAAUGUUCCUGCUUUAUUACGACAAUUACCAGAGAGCGUUCCUGGUGUGGAAUUGAUCUUAAAGGCAUAUUAUCGGUUUAGCUGCUUGAAGCCUCAUCUUGAGAAUUGGCUCUACAAGCCCUUAUAUGAGUCUCUUCAAUGGAUGUCCGUUGAUGCAUAUUCAGCUGAGGAUAUCUUCAGAAUUACAGAUUCUGAACUUGGCUUCAUGUAUGAUGUGCUCUAUACGAAGGCGCCUAUUAUAUACACAUGGCAAGGCUGUAUUCUUCGUAUCAUCAGUUUCCUAAGUUUAGUUUCAGCAUUAUGUGUAUUUGCAAUAUUUUCUAACACAGCCUCCGAUAAAAUUUCACGUAAAGAUCUUGUAUUUACCUAUCUGAUGCUGAUUGGAGCAAUUAUACUGGAGCUUUAUCAGAUCAUACUACUACCUUUCACAGAGUGGGCAAUUCUCAAAAUGAUGAGGUACCAUAACAUGCCUCUGGUGAUGAAAUGCUUGCGAGCUCUUGGCCCAAAGUCAAGUAAGUGGAAAAGAUGGUCCAAUUCGAUGGGACAAUUCAAUCUGUUGAGCUUUUGCCUUCACGACAAGCAGUUGAAAUAUAGUAGGAUCAUCAAGUUUCGUGGCAUCGACAUGGAGCUCAGAAAGACCGCGAAUAGGACACGCGUGGAAUUCCCUAAAGAAUUGAAAGAACUGAUUGUGCAUGAAAUGAAAGAGGUGGACACUGCAAGAAAUUCAAAGCCUAUCACACACAGAGGUCAAUGGGCUCUUGAAAGGUAUGGAUGCCUCAACAAUGAAUUCCAAUGGAGUGUCAAGAGAGAUUUCGAUAAGAGCAUUAUGAUAUGGCACAUUGCAACAAGCAUUUGCUAUCAUUCAGAUGUUCAAAAUAGCAAUGCAAACUCUCAAAUUGAAAUGGGUAAGUUGUUGUCAAACUACAUGAUGUAUGUUCUAGCAAUGCGCCCUCACAUGUUUUGCACCACCACAGCAAAUAUCAUAUUCCAACAUACCUACACUAAACUCAUGAUACUUUUAAGAACUAGACCAUCCUUAGUAAAAGAUGAAGGAGAAGCCUGUAAGAUUUUUAGGAUGGAAGAACUUCCCAAAGAAUCAGACUCGGAUAAAGAAAAGGAAACCAUGGUCACAUCUGAUUGGCAUGUGCUAAAAGAUUCACAAAGACUCGCCUUGAGUUUGAUGAGCAGGGAGAACAAAUGGAACAUCAUAUGCAGCGUGUGGGUGGAGAUGUUGUGCUAUGCAGCAAGUAACUGUCCAGUGGAUUACCAUGCUGAACAACUAAGGCGAGGUGGAGGUCUGAUAACUCAUGUUUGGCUUCUCCUAGCUCACAAAACAGAUAAGUUCUAUACGAGUGAUUAACUAUUUGUAUGCUGUAAUGGUAUUUUAGCAACCUAAUCUUGCACACACAAAUUGAAACCUUUGACUCAAUUGGCUCCAAUAAAAUCCUAUCAAAAAUAGGAUAAGAAUAGCUUCUUUUGGGGCCACACCAAGCCAAUUGAGGAAGGAUUAAUGCUGAGGAUUUAUUGGAUUUUAUUUCUGGUUUUAUUUUUUAAUUUAAUGCAAUUGAUUAAAUUAUUUCUUUC